Molecule: messenger RNA, 1464 nt
Organism: Echinops telfairi (small Madagascar hedgehog)
Lineage: Eukaryota; Metazoa; Chordata; Mammalia; Afrosoricida; Tenrecidae
Gene: MAP2K3
Product: mitogen-activated protein kinase kinase 3
Exons: 12
Coding region: 151-1194 (347 amino acids)
Biological process (GO): MAPK cascade; protein phosphorylation
Molecular function (GO): ATP binding; MAP kinase kinase activity
Source: RefSeq, a predicted model, not a curated record
GGCUCUUCGUGGACGCUUCCUGCCAGCCCUACUCAGCUACCCAGUCGCGCCCGGGCCACUCGCCCGCAGCCAUGAGUUCUCGCGGCCCAGGUCGAGCCCGCUGCCCCCUGGAGUAGGCCCUACCUCCGGCGCCGCCGGACCCUCCCAACCAUGGAGUCUCCAGCCCCGAGCCAGCCUGCAAGUGCACCUCCGCCCAAAGGAAAAUCCCGGAGGAAGAAGGAUUUGUGGAUAUCCUGUAUGUCCAAGCCCCCCGUGCCCAACCCCACGCCCCCCCGGAACCUUGAUUCCCGGACCUUCAUCACCAUAGGAGACCGGAACUUCGAGGUGGAGGCGGAUGACCUGGUGACCAUUUCGGAGCUGGGCCGUGGAGCCUAUGGGGUAGUGGAGAAGGUGCGACAUGCCCAGAGUGGCACCAUCAUGGCUGUGAAACGGAUCCGAGCCACCGUGAACUCCCAGGAACAGAAGCGGCUGCUCAUGGACCUGGACAUCAACAUGCGGACAGUUGACUGCUUCUACACCGUCACCUUCUAUGGGGCCCUCUUCAGAGAGGGGGACGUGUGGAUCUGCAUGGAGCUCAUGGACACCUCCCUGGAUAAGUUCUACCGGAAGGUGUUGGAGAAGAACAUGACAAUCCCAGAGGACAUUCUGGGAGAGAUUGCGGUAUCAAUCGUGAGGGCGCUGGAGCACCUGCACAGCAAACUCUCCGUGAUCCACCGAGAUGUGAAGCCCUCCAACGUGCUCAUCAACAAGGAAGGCCACGUGAAGAUGUGCGACUUUGGAAUCAGUGGCUAUUUGGUCGACUCCUUGGCGAAGACCAUGGAUGCAGGCUGCAAGCCCUACAUGGCUCCAGAAAGAAUCAAUCCAGAGCUGAACCAGAAGGGCUACAAUGUCAAGUCUGAUGUCUGGAGCCUCGGCAUCACCAUGAUAGAGAUGGCGAUCCUGCGAUUCCCUUACGAGUCCUGGGGGACUCCGUUCCAGCAGCUGAAGCAGGUGGUAGAGGAGCCAUCCCCCCAACUCCCAGCGGACCGUUUCUCUCCCGAGUUUAUGGAUUUCACUGCGCAAUGCCUGAGGAAGAACCCCACGGAGCGCAUGAGCUACUUGGAGCUGAUGGAACACCCUUUCUUCACCUUGCACAAAACCAAGAAGACGGACAUAGCUGCCUUCGUGAAGGAGAUCCUAGGAGAGGACUCAUAGGGGUGGGGAUUUGGACACCCCUCUCGCCCAACACCACCAUGGCUGCACCCCCAGCCCUCAGCGCCUGGCCUCCUGUCUGCUAGGGCAGUGCGGACCCUGGUCUAUAAGCUACUGCCACUUGGCCUGGGGAGGAGCUGGGGGUCUGUUCUGGCCUGGCUCUGAACAAGUUGUCUUCCAGAUGCCCCAAACACCUGUCAGGGCCCUCCAGCUGGGCCCUGAGGCCCCUGCCAAUACCAGUGCCUCUGUCCUUGCUGCUCCAAGGACAACCCC